Messenger RNA from Saprolegnia parasitica CBS 223.65, 834 nucleotides. RefSeq lists its product as hypothetical. Bases 6 to 743 code for a protein of 245 amino acids. Lineage: Eukaryota; Oomycota; Saprolegniomycetes; Saprolegniales; Saprolegniaceae. The record is from RefSeq and is a predicted model, not a curated record. The transcript has a single exon.
CCACGAUGGACAUUGCACGGCUACUGGCGCCCGAUCAUGCGGACGCGCCCAUCCUUGAGCGGAGUGGCGUGUGGCUGCCCGAAGAAGAAGGCUACAUGCUCGCGCUCAUCGAGUGCUUCCUCACCGGCCUCCUCGCGACCGUCGAGGCGGGCACGUCGCUCAGGAGCUACGUGGCGGGCCAGCUCCACUGCGCACCGAUGCGCGUCUCCAAGAAGAUUGCAUCCUUGCCGUAUCCCAACUUGCGAAGCAUUGGCCGCUGCCACUUUGAGCCGCGCGCCGUCCGUGAUACAGACGUUGCGACGCUCCAGCGACUUGUGCACGCCGAGACGCUCUUCCAGCGGGCGGUCGAGCCGCUGACGCCGCGGCAUGUGGCGCCGGCCAUCGAUGAAAAGGUCGUUGCGAUUGCCAAGUGCGAAACGCGCGGCUUCUGGUUCCACUACGAGCAGCUGUAUGCUGCCAAGCUCAUCGAGUACUUUGUCCAAGGCGCGCUGGCCCUGCCACCCGGGACGACGCUGCGCGGGUUCCUCGCCGAGAAGCUCUGCUGCAGCCCCAUGCGCGUCUCCAAAAAGCUCGCGACGGGCUCGAUUGCGGGUCGAGCGAUUCCACGCCGGCUCGGCACGGCGGUGUUUGUGCCCCGGCUAGCGCUUUCCCGCGAGGCGACCGCGGCGAUGGACGCCGAGCUCGCGCAGUUGCGAAAAGAUUGCUUUGCCCACAAGACGCAGCACCGUCGCUGGAGCGCCUAGUCCUUUUCCAUGUCUUGCGGUGUGCUGCAGUCGUCGUCGUUUAGUUACCGAUAGCUAGUUUGAUUGAUUGUUACUCGAUGGGUGUUUGUCC